Messenger RNA from Biomphalaria glabrata, 6359 nucleotides. RefSeq names its product bromodomain-containing protein 1-like. The record is from RefSeq and is a predicted model, not a curated record. NCBI's taxonomy places the organism in Eukaryota, Metazoa, Mollusca, Gastropoda, Planorbidae. The coding region runs from base 316 to 4350 and encodes 1344 amino acids. Gene Ontology annotation, cellular component: MOZ/MORF histone acetyltransferase complex. Gene Ontology annotation, biological process: regulation of transcription by RNA polymerase II. The transcript has 16 exons. Gene Ontology annotation, molecular function: protein binding.
GGUGCAUGCGCAGUCAAUUAUGUUGAAAGACGCCAUGAAAACAUUCUUUGUCCCUUUCAAAAUUAUUGAGUGUUGAUAUAAAUUUAUAGUGUUUUUUUCAAGUUACAUGGUAAUUAUUGAUGACACAGGUAUAUCUGGGUUUAUAAUGAACAAAAAAUCAUUCUGUGUAGGUCUUAUUUUAGCAUUAUUCGAGUUGGAUAUCGUUAAAAUUUGACUACAGUUACACGGCUAAAAAAGGUUGCUUUUUUUCGUGUGCUUCCCAGAAAAGUCAACGUCUAUGAUGGAUAGUAUUUGAACUUCCUAACAGCAACAAAAAUGGUGCUGGAUUUUGAUGUGAAAACAUUUUGUCAGAACCUUAAAGCUACAAAGCCACCCUAUGAAUGUCCAGUCAGAACAUGUAGGAAAGUUUACAAGAGUUACUCUGGAAUACAAUUUCAUAUGUACAAUCACAACCAUGAUAAUCCUGAUUCUCCUGGCACUGGGGCUGCUGCAAGUCCUUCCUGUGGAGGUCGAAAACCUGGGAAAAGAAAGCAAAAGAAUUGGCAUCCUCGACAAGCUAGAAGAUCACCCACUCCACCUGAUUUUAUUCGUUCUCCUCAGCGUGAAACACUCAGCUAUGCAGAGUCCCAAAGAUUGGUUGAAAUAGAUCUAGAUGGGUGUCUUAGAAGGAUUGACAUUUCUCAACCUAUUGAAAUCAUCUCUCAAGAUGAAAUAGAAAAUCAGGAUAACACUGAGAAAGAGGAAAAUGCUGAAAAAAGUCCUUCUGGUAGGCCAGUGAGAAAUCUGGAAAGCAAAUCAAGAAAAGAAUCUUUAGCUGUGGCUAGCUUGCCACCAGACAUUAAUCCAAAUAAGUUGCCAGAACCACAUGUUAAAAUUCUCACAGAUUAUAUAAAACCUAACAAGACUUCUACUCAUCCUUCUUCAUAUUACAGAUAUAUAGAAAAGUCUUUAGAGGAAUUAGAUGAGGAAAUAGAAUAUGAUAUGGAUGAAGAGGAUCAUUCAUGGCUUGAACUAAUAAAUGACAAACGCACCAGUGAGGGGGUUGCUGGUGUGGCACAAGAUACAUUUGAACUAAUUAUGGACCGUUUUGAAAAAGAAGCAUUUUUUCAGAGCCAGCACACAGGGAAAGAACAAGGUCCUUCAAUGGAUGAUGAUGCCGUGUGUAGCAUCUGCAUGGAUGGAGAAUGUCAGAAUAGCAACAUGAUUUUGUUCUGUGACAUGUGUAAUCUAGCAGUUCAUCAGGAGUGUUAUGGUGUUCCCUAUAUUCCCGAAGGACAGUGGCUUUGCAGGCGGUGUUUACAGUCACCCUCUCGAGCUGUUGACUGUUGUUUAUGCCCUAACAAAGGGGGUGCUUUCAAGCAGACAGAUGAUGGUCGCUGGGCCCAUGUUGUUUGUGCACUAUGGAUUCCUGAGGUAGGAUUUGCUAACACUGUAUUUCUUGAACCUAUUGAUUGCCUGCAGAGAAUACCCCCUGCAAGGAGGAAAUUGACUUGUUACAUUUGCAAGCAAAGAGGAGCAGGGGCAUGUAUUCAGUGUCACAAAACUAAUUGCUACACAGCUUUUCAUGUCACUUGUGCGCAACAGGCAGGACUUUUUAUGAAGAUAGAAGCUGUGAAAGAGCCCGGUCCUAAUGGGAUAUCGAUGGGUGUUAGGAAAACAGCAUUCUGUGAUGUUCAUGCUCAGCCAAGUGCAGAUAACUCUAUGUUUCCUGAUGAUGAAAAAAAAUCGGGCUCUAAAGAAGAUGCUAGGGAGCAAGCAAGAAUUAAAAUGAGGAAGGCAAGGAAAAUUCUGGCUCAGAAACGCCAUGCCGUACCUAAUGUAUCCAUUCCAAUAAUACCAGAGGAAAGAUUAACAAAAAUUGCUUCUAUGAUUAAUGUCCCCAAAAGAGAUGAAUUUAUGAGAGCAUUAAUGAGUUACUGGACAUUAAAACGUCAGUCCAGAUUUGGUGUGCCACUUUUACGUCGACUUCAGUCUAAUCACAUGAGUAGAAAUAGAGAACAUUCAAGAAAUGAUAAACACAAUCAAGAGGUUCGGGAGAAACUCAAAUAUUGGCAACGCUUGAGACAAGAUUUAGAGAAAGCUAGAUUGCUUGUAGAACUUAUUCGUAAACGAGAAAAAUUAAAACGUGAAUUGAUGAAGGUUUACCAGCUUUCAAUGGAAUACAAACUACAGCCUUUCAUCAUGCUGCAAAGACAUACCUUAAAUCUACUGCAAGAAAAGGAUGCAGAGGAUAUAUUUGUGAACCCUGUUUCUGAUGAAGAAGCUCCAGAUUAUAAAGAUAUUAUUAAGCACCCAAUGUGUUUUUCUGUUAUGAGGAAUAAAGUUGAUACUCAUCGCUACAAAACUAUGGAGGCUUUUGAAGCAGACUUUAAACUUAUUAUCCAUAAUUGCUGUAUGUAUAAUGCCAAGGAUACAGUUUUUUACAGAGAAGCCUUACUUCUUAAAGAAGAGGGCAUGGAAAUAAUCAAAGAUGCAAAACUAAUUGCAGAGAAAGUGGGUUAUGAUGUUGAAACUGGACUACAUUCUGCCACACCAAAUUUAGCUUUGAAAGAACCAGUUUCAGAAGAUUUUGAGUCAGUUGUGGAAGAUGUCAAAAAUGGAGGCUCCUAUGAGGAACAGUUGAAAGUUUUGUUAAAUAAAUUGGAAAGGGCUAGUAAAACUCUAAAAGGAGGUAAAAAGGCUAAAAUUGUGAAAAAGAUACGCUGUGAGAUAGCAGCUGUAAGACGUAAAUUAUCAUUAAAUAAAAAAAAGACUAGUAAAGUCAAAAGUAAAGUCACUAAUAAAGUCAAUAAUAAAAUAGUCAAAUUAAAUGAGGAAUCCCAAAAGGAAAAGUCAGACCAUGGUGAAGAAGAGCCCAGGGAACCUGAGCCACAAAACAAAGAAGCUGAAAGUGAUGCAGUCAAGAAAGAAGAAGCUAAUAAAAAGGAGAACACAUCUUCAGAGGUAGAAUGUGAAGGGAAUGGUAGUGUACAGCCUAAAAAUCUCAAGAGAAAGCUAAAAAGAUCCCCAUCAAGGUCUCCACUGAGAACAUCAACUCCAUUAAGCACCGCCUCAAGUCGUGGAGGAAGGGGCAGAGGAAGAGGUCGAGGGGGUAGAAGUAGAACUGGUACCAUUCUUUCAGAGAAUUUACAGAUAUCUGUUCAUCCUGGUGAAAAAAAUAAAACUUCAGAACAGUCGAGUCCAGCAUCUCCAGCAGCAGAGAAAACAGAGUCAAAAGAAACUACUGCUCGUGGCACUAAUGUGCACACACCUUCACCAGCUGGGGUCAAUCGUAGAACUGCUGUUUUAUUUAGUAGUAAGAAAGGGCGAAGCACUCCAGUACCAACUAAACCAUCUUCAACUACCUCAUCCGCAUCUUCCAAUGCAUCUUCAGCAUCCAACACCUCUACACUAAAGAAAGUGUCAGGACGAGGGGCUAAAACUAGGCAGCAUCAGCAGCAGUUACCAGUAAAAGUGACAGACAUUACAACAGAGGCAGAUAAAACUGCAGAGGUACCUCUUAGUCCCAGAAGUACUCGUGGGCCAGGAUUAAAACGAACAUCUAGUGUAGCUGGGCACCCAAUAGAAACAUUAGACACCCAGCCAGCUCCUGUUAAGCGUUCCUGCUCAGCUGUGACGAGUAAUGAAAUCCCUCCACCAACAUCUGUUCAUGUUGGGGGUCCAGAUAUCAAUGAAAGUUUCAAAGCCUACAGGAUUCGGGGAAACAUUCGCAGUAGUUCAGAGUCAGAAACUACUGAUGAGCUGAGUAGUGGAGACGAAUCUUUAUCAGAGCCAACGUCUGAGACGUCCAGCAAUAACAGCCCAUCUGGCCGUGCCCGCACCACAAGCCUGAGAGAGGGGCCUGAGGGUUCUGAUCUGGCCGAGAGUAUCUCACCUGCUACAUCACCCCUGUCCUCAGGCCGUAAUCGCCGCAGCCCCAGCAUCGAUUCUGAAGAUUUGAUCACUUUAGAACCAUUGGACCUGGUCUGGGCCAAAUGUCGAGGCUAUCCAUGGUACCCUGCACUGAUCAUCAAUCCUAAAAUGCCUAAGACUGGUUAUUUCCAUAAUGGUGUUCCGAUUCCUGUCCCACCUGAUGAAGUGCUGGAACUUCAGCACAGGUACUCUGAGUCAGUCUACCUGGUCUUAUUCUUUGACACUAAGAGAACUUGGCAGUGGCUCCCACGCAGUAAGCUAGAGCCUCUUGGUGUUAACUCAGACCUGGACAAGGCCAAACUGAUGGAAAACAAGAAGCCUAAUGUUCGCAAUGCAGUGAAGAAAGCCUACGAAAAAGCCAUUGUACACAGGUGUAGGGUUCGGGGUGAUCCCAACCCUCUGUCAGACGACUCUAGCUCAGAUAAUAAUGGCUUAUAGUUGCAUCUGUUUCUUAAUAAUCACAUGCUUUUGACACUGGCAUAUAUAAAUUUAUAUUUGUAUACAAUUGUUUUAAUUUUAAUAUAUACUUUCAUUUUUUUUUUUGCAAGCAAAAAAAAAAUGUUUACAUUACAUUUAUAUUUGUUCUGUGAUCAUUGCUCACAGUGUGGACCAUUUGUUAGUGUGCUUGUUAGAUCUAUCUAUAUAUAUUUGAUAUGUCAUUUCUAUUUAUGUCAAUGUAUGUAGGUGUGUUUCAUUGAACAGUUGAUUUGGCUCUGAACACUAUACUUGAUUUCACUUAAAGAGAGCUUUUUGUUUUCUAACUGGAUUUAGCACAUUGUAUGGUUGUGUAAGUCUGAUGGAUGAGACUUGGAAACGUGAUAAGGUCAUUUAUUUUGUGGGUCAGUGGCUUCAUUUUUGUGCCAGCAACAUGUAACAUUGAUACUUAUAUGUUAAAGGAUUUUCUUCUGGGUUUGGAGCAAGGUAUACAUGUAGACAGACAUUUGUUUCAUUGGUUAGGCAUGUAGACAGACAUUUGUUUCAUUGGUUAGAUAUAAAAGACAUUGGAUGAUUUGAGAAUGUGUACAGAAAGCCUACCAUGUGAGCAGGUUGACUACAAACUUAUUUGAAUGACAGUCAUCAUUUGUAUUUUAGUUGUCCAGAGUUGACAGAAUGAUCAGAAUUGAGUGUUGCAAUAGAGAAGUCAUGCUUCAUGUGCCAUAAUGUCAUUCAAUCAUUUGGGUUUCUUCCAAGGCAUUUCUGGACAAGGUAAAGAGACCAAAUCAUCUGUGGUUUGGUUUAUUCUAGUUUUGAAAAGACCAAGGAAUGUUCCUCUCUGCAACAGAGUAGUUCCAGGUCUAGAGAAAGAUGGUCCAAGGGUGUGUUUUCUCAUUUAGCAUAAUUAGGUUUUGGUUUGAGGAGGAGAAAAGGAUAACUCUUUCAUGACAUUGUCUGUGUGUGAACAUCAUUCUGUUCUCUGAGCAUAGUGGUUCAGUGCCUGGAAAUGUUUGUAAUAUCAACACACUUGGUUAUUCAUACAAACAAUAUUUGGAUUGUCUUCUGGGUUUAGGGGAUCCUUUUUUUUUUACCUGAUUACUUUGAUACUACAUUUUUACUAGUUUUGUGUCUUGUAUACUUUCCCAACUAAUAGAGAGCUGAGUGAAAUUCAGAGGCACCCUAUAGAUCCCAAAAUUAAAUAUCCCAGUCUUUACCAGAAUUUAGACCCGGGACCCCCAGGUUAAAAAAUCCAAGUGCUUUACCACUCAGCCACCAUCUUAAAACUUGUCUUAAAAUAGAGCUUUAAAUAAAUAGUUGGACAGUCAUUAUUAUUUCAAAGGUGUGUCUAAUUUUGACCCAAUCCUGGCAGACACCAAUAAAAGAGAAAUAGUUCUCCAUUGAAAAUACUAGGUCUCAACCUAAAUGUGAAGCUGCAUAUUAUCAAUCUGUUGUUUUGUCUUGUGACAAGGAAAUAAAUCAUUUACAUUUGACUUUUUAAUAUUCAUACACAUUCUUUUUGAAACAUUUUUCACUUUUUUUUUAAAAUAAAUUUUAACAUGAUUUGUAAGUUUUACAGAAAUAAAUAAAAAUAAAAAAAUGAAAACAUGGGCAAUGAUGUCAAUGCUUAUUUGAAUGAUGCUUAAUGUUUUUCUGUUCUCAUAUCUGGUACAUUCUGGCUUCUAUGUAUAGAUCUCCAAAUUGGAAUAUUUAUGGUAAACACAUUUCAGUAAAAAUUUAAAUACAGAUACUAAGACAUUUAGGAAAAUGUGUAAAUCAGAUGUAAAUAUUGGUAUAAAUAGCAAGUUUGACUGUUUGGUUCAGCAUCUCAUCAUUAAUUUUGUAGUGAGCAAAGAGUUCAGGUGUAAACGACUUCAGGGAAAGAUGAUGUAAACUCCCUUACAAAUGUAGACAGCCUAGAAUGAACAGUGCAGCUCACUAGUGGUGAAACUUGAUCUAUUUUCUGUUAGAAGGAAACUGAUUGUACUAUAAUGUAAUAAAUAUUUUUUAUUUCA